AUGGUUUCCUCUAUUCCUAUCUAUCUAUCUAUCUAUCUAUCUAUCUAUCUAUCUAUCUAUCUAUCUAUCUAUCUAUCUAUCUGUCCCAUUCUUUUCAUAUCUAUCUAUUUAUCUAUCUGUCGAACUAACCCAUUCUUUUCAUAUCUAUCUAUCUAUCAAUCUAUCUAUCUAUCAAUCUAUCUAUCUAUCUAUCUAUCUAUCUAUCUAUCUAUCUAUCUAUCUAUCCACCUCACUCUCUCUUAUAUAUAUAUAUAUAUAUAUAUAUAUAUAUAUAUAUAUAUAUAUAUAUAUAUACAAUUCUUUUCCUAUCUAUCUAUCUAUCUAUCUAUCUAUCUAUCGAUCGAUCCAUCGAUCGAUCUGACCCAUUCUUUUCAUAUCUAUCUCUCUCUAUAUAUAUCUACCCAAUUCCUUCUCUAUCCCAUUCUUUUCAUAUCUAUCUAUCUAUCUAUCUAUCUAUCUAUCUAUCUAUCUAUCUAUCUAUCUAUCUAUCUAUCUUCUCCAUUCUUUUCAUAUCUAUCUCUCUAUAUAUCUAUAUGUCCCAUUCUUUUCAUGUCUAUCUAUCUAUCUAUCUAUCUAUCUAUCUAUCUAUCUAUCUAUCCCAUUCUUUUCAUAUCUAUCUAUUUAUCUAUCUGUCGAACUAACCCAUUCUUUUCAUAUCUAUCUAUCUAUCUAUCUAUCUAUCUAUCUAUCUAUCUAUCUAUCUAUCUAUCUAUCUAUCUAUCUGUCCUUUUUUUAUUUUUGUUUUCUUUCUUCUUUUCUCUUCUUUCUCUCAGUCCCUCUUGCUGUUUUCUUCUUCUUUCCUUUGCUUCUUUUCUUACUUCUCUCUUUUCAUCUUUUUUUAUUUUUCUUUCUUUCCUUUUUUUUUCUUUUUUGUCUAAUUCAAAUAUCUCUUUUGAUUACUUUUCAUCUCCUCAUUUUUUCUUUUUUACCUUCCCUACUUUUAUUCUUUCUUUCUUUCUUUCUUUCUUUCAUUUCACUUUCUUUCUUUCAUUUCGCUUUCUUUCUGUCUUUCUUUUCCCCUAUUUUUAUUUCACUUUUCCCUCUUCCUAUUUUUUUCUCUCUCUUUCUUCCUUUAAUUUUUAUAUUCCCUCUCUCGACCUUUAA
This is a messenger RNA of Acanthosepion pharaonis, 1104 nucleotides long. NCBI's taxonomy places the organism in Eukaryota, Metazoa, Mollusca, Cephalopoda, Sepiida, Sepiidae. The record is from the annotation of a GenBank genome assembly.